AUGCCUAAACGGAAGAGAGCUGCGGUGCUGCCCACCAACAUUGCCCUUUUACAGAACCUUAUUAGGCGAGACCCAUCGUCAUAUAGCGAGGAAUUCAAGCUCCAGUACCAGCACUAUGUUUCGUUGAGGGAGAUUUUCUACCAAAAUCCACGAGCGGCUCAGGGUCACGAAAAAUUGAGCGAACUGAUAGGAUUCAUCACCCACAUGUGCAGCUGCUAUCAGAACUUGACAGCCGAGUUCCCAAAAGAGCUUCUGAGUUUGAUUGCAGAGCACCACGAUGGCUUGCAUCCAGAUCUAGCCGACAAGAUUGUCCACUGCAUCUGUAUGCUGCGGAACAAAGACAUUAUUUCGAGUGAAGACUUUGUUAAAACACUGUUCCCGAUACUUGUUACGACCGAGUCGAAACAGCUCAGAACACAGGUGUACAGGUCCUUGAUCCAGAUGCUGAAAACAGUGAACCAAUCUGCCAAGAACCAAAAGAUCAACAAAAUGAUGCAGGCCCUUCUUUUCUCGCUUUUAGAGAGCGCAGAGAGUAAUGGCCUGUGGGCCCCCAAAAUCAUUCGUGAGCUCUGGAGGCGAGGUAUUUGGGAUGACUCGAGAACAGUGGAAAUCAUGAGCCAGGCAGCUAUUCAUCCUGACACUAAAGUUGCAGCGUCGGCUAUUUGUUUCUUUUUGGGUGCAGACAAAGAGCGUGAACAGGCUAUGAAUGAUGAUGGUGAAAGCGAUGAUGGAUUGGAUAUGGAAGCUCUCCGUCACAAGUUAAAUGUCAACAAAAAAUCCGGAAAGAGAAGCAAAAAGCUUGAGGCGAUCGCCAAGCAGGUAAAGCGCAAGGUUCAUGGCCCCGGAAAGGAUGCGACACACUUGAAUUUCUCUGCGAUUCAUUUACUGCGUGAUCCCCAGGGAUUCGCUGAUAAACUCUUUGCAGCACACCUCUCCAGCAAGAGUGGUGCUGGUGGAAUCAAGCUCAGUCUUGAUCAAAAAAUCGAUUGCUGCAAUCUCAUAUCACGGCUUACCGGUACUCACAAACUCACUAUUUUGGGCCUCUACUCUUUUUUCCUAAAAUAUCUCACCCCCAAACAGCGUGAUGUCACACAGUUCAUGGCCGCGGCUGCUCAGGCUUCUCACGAUCUUGUUCCGCCAGAUGUGAUCAGCCCUAUGGUUCGCAAAAUUGCCGAUGAGUUUGUGAGUGACGGUAUGGCUGCUGAAGUAGCUGCCGCUGGCCUUAACACAAUUAGAGAAAUUGUGGCCCGCGCGCCUUUGGCAAUCGAUGAACCGCUCCUUCACGAUCUCGUGGCAUAUCGCGGUUCCAAAUCUAAGCCGGUCAUGAUGGCUGCCCGUAGCUUGAUCCAGUUGUUCAGGGAUAUUGAUCCUUCAAUGCUGCCUUCGAAGGAAAGGGGUAAAGCUGCUACAAUUGCCCUCCGCGCUGGAGAGACGAGACAACUCAAGUUCGGUGAAACUCAAUCUGCAGGAUUUGAAGGUCUUCAACUGCUGGAAGAAUGGAAGCAAGCUAAUGCUGAUAAUGGGCUUGAAAAUGAUGGUUGGGACGUUGAUGAGGACGUUGAUGAGGGCGAUGAUAGUGAUGAUGGUGAAUGGGUAACUAUCGAAGAUGACCAGGAGUACAAUGUUAGCGACAGCGAUGACGAAAAGUUAGAGACCAAUACAGAAACCAAGGCCGCUGCCACUGAUUUCACCAGCCUUGCUGCGACAGAGAUUCUGACUCCCGCAGAUUUCGCCAAAUUGAACGAGCUCAAGACCGAAGCCGGAAUUCGUAAAGCCAUGGGUCAAACCAACGAGGAGGUUGUGGAUUCAAUUAAGCUGACUGGCGCCAAUAAAUACAAGCAGAGCAAGGAGGAGAGAUUGGCUCAGGUUCAUGAGGGCCGUGAGGGCCGUGAAUUCGGCUCUCGCAAGAAAAAGCAUCAAGAGAAGGAGCACUCAACAACAAACAAACAGAAGGCUCGCAAGAAGAACUUUAUCAUGAUGAUACACAAACGUGACGUUCAGGGUAAAGCCCGUAAGAGUUUGCGUGACAAACAGAAAGUUUUGCGUGCUCAUAUUACCCGUCAAAAGAAGCGCAUGUAG
Wickerhamiella sorbophila is the source of this 2079-nucleotide messenger RNA. RefSeq names its product Protein SDA1. Gene Ontology annotation, biological process: ribosomal large subunit export from nucleus; ribosomal large subunit biogenesis. Bases 1 to 2079 code for a protein of 692 amino acids. Lineage: Eukaryota; Fungi; Ascomycota; Dipodascomycetes; Dipodascales; Trichomonascaceae. The record is from RefSeq and is a predicted model, not a curated record. The transcript has a single exon. Gene Ontology annotation, cellular component: nucleolus.